This is a messenger RNA of Oncorhynchus keta (chum salmon), 703 nucleotides long. RefSeq names its product tumor protein p53-inducible protein 11-like. NCBI's taxonomy places the organism in Eukaryota, Metazoa, Chordata, Actinopteri, Salmoniformes, Salmonidae. The record is from RefSeq and is a predicted model, not a curated record. The transcript has 6 exons. Bases 8 to 595 code for a protein of 195 amino acids.
AUCAGCCAUGAGCAGCAAACCCCAACCCCCUCUGAUGAAGAAGCACAGCCAGACAGAUCUGGUGAGCCGGCUGAAGACCAGGAAGAUAUUGGGCGUCGGAGGAGAGGACGAUGACGGAGAGAUACACAGGUCGAAGAUCAGUCAGAUGCUCGGAAAUCAGAUGAGGUUUGGCGUACGAGAGCCAAUAGGCCUCAGGAUAUGGAUUCUCAUGUCUGCUGUUCUGUUCACAACCAUAGCCUUAAUAGCUCUAGUGUUCCCCAGUCAGCUCUAUGAGUUUGUGUUUGAGCUCAGGACCACCAGGAUCUCCAUCAGACUCUAUGGAGGAGCCCUACUCAGUGUCUCAUUGAUCAUGUGGAAAGGUCUGUACACAGCAGAGAAGGCCAUUAUCCAGUGGACCCUGCUGACGGAGGCCUGCCUCUUGUCUGUCCAGUUCCUGGUGACCAGCAUCACCCUGGUGGAGCUGGGUCUGAUGUCAAACUCUGCCAUCCUCCUCCUCCUCAGUGAAGUCCUCUUCCUCAUCAUCACACUCCUCUACUACUACCACCUGGGUCGCAGGACCAAGAAGACCCAGAACCAUACACAUAGCUCUGAUUAGACCCAGAACCAUACACAUAGUUCUGAUUAGACCCAGAACCAUAGAUACAGCAGCUCUGAUUAGACCCAGAACCAUAGAUCUACUUCUGAUUCGACCCAGAACCAUAGA